CCCCAGUCCGGCCCGGCUCCCCGGCUGUGCGCUCCAGGCUGGGUGCGAGCCAUGGGCAGCGGCAGCAGCCGGAGUGGCCGGAUUCCGAGGCGGCGGCGCAGCCCUGACAGGCGCCAGGCGGGUCCGGGAGAGGCAACCUCGGAGGGCGGCAGGGUUGACCAGGCCACGACGGCCGCGACACAGGAGGAGACCGGCCGCGACCCCCUCCCCGCGACACCCCCCGGCGGCCGGGAGGAGACCCUGCGCCUGCUGGACCAGUUGCUGGCCGAGUCGGAGGCCUGGGGGCCCCAAGAGCCGGCCCCACGGGGCCCUGCCCGGCUCCCACUCGCGGUAUCCCCAGAAAAGAUGACUAAGGACAACUCCAAAGACAGCUGUGCCUCUGAAACCUCAGGCAGCAGCCACAAGAGACCUGAGGGGCAGUCACCCAUCUCCUAUGAUUACUCCGAAGAGGAGCUGAUGGCAAGCAUCGAGCGGGAGUAUUGCCGCUGAGCUGGCUGAGCAGCCCUACUCACCACUGGACUAGGUCUUGCAGGCCUAUGAGCUGGGCUAGAGUCAGAGGGUACCAUACUUCAUACUUCAGUGUUGCCAAACUGGUGGCUCAGCUUCUAAUCCCAGGACUGGGGAGGCAGAGGCCCGACCCAUGUCCCAGCCAGAGCAAAACAGCUUCUAGAAUACAGCCAUCUUUCCAAACUGAUCUUUAAAUAUUCGGGGUCAGAGUCCUACUGGCCUGGCAAACCAAGACUAAGGUUGAGCAGGUCCUGGGCCACAGGUGUGUGGGCCCCUCCUCUCACACAGGAGAUGCUGUGUGGUUCCCCUCAAAUCUGAACUGUUAGUCCUUCCAACUUACUCACUUUCCAUGUAGGGAAGGGUUAAACCCUACUGGCUGUGCCACAGCCUCUAGAAGAUUUCACCAAAGUAUGUUCUUGAUCUUCACACUAAGAUUUCCAGAGGGAUACAGUAAAAGAGUUCCAUGUGCACACAAAGGGCCAGAGUAUAUGGCCUGAGGCAGAUCCUGAGUGUGUAAGUUUAGGCAGGUGUCAGACUGCAUUUCUAACAGCACAGAGGUAAGGGCAAGCUGCAGGAGCAAGGACUGAGUGUCUGCAUUUCAGACUUCUCCCAUAGCUUUUCCCUUCUUCAGGCUGGAGGCCCCCACACCAGCCUGCCCUGCCUUGGAUGUAGUAGGAAGAUAGCGUGGGCCAGGAGCCAUAGACCGCUCUGGCAUCCCAGUAUCACAUGAGUUUGUGGUGGGGUGUAGCUCUCAUGGAUUCCCUCUCUGGGCCUCAGUUUCUCUCGAGGGAGAAUCCUGGAGGUUGUUUAAAGCCUUCCAAGUCCUAUCAGCUCACAGCUCUAUCUUCUAGCUCGUUAUCUCCCAUCUAUCUGUGUCUUAGCCAUCUGACUGAGUGCAGAAUUUUAUGGGAGCGGAGAGAACAAGCCCACAGGUCUUCAUGACAACGGCUCUCUGGUUUCCUUUUUGGCUGGCAGUCUGGUUCAGCGUGGACCUCUUCUCCCCCUCCUCACUUGGGUGGAAGGCAGUCAGUCACAAUGAUGCCAGAAGAGCUUUCAGACAUUCCCAGUGGACAGAGGGGGAGAUACAUGGAGCCCAUGGGAAGGAGGGAAGGACCUGUGUGGGUCCUUUAGGACCUGGGUCUUGCUCAGGUUUGGAAGCACCCCCACAGUUGGUGAGGGCGCUGGCAGAAAGGGCUCAUAGAACUGUGAAUGGUGGCGUAUGCUUAAAAUAGUCACCAGGCCAAGCUAGAUGAUUAUUGCCAGCUGAAAGCUAUAUAGUAAAUUCAAGACCAGCUUGGACCAUGGGGUGAGAUUCUGUGUCAGAAAACGAGUAGAGAAUGAAGGAAUGGUGGCAGUUUUUGCUGAGGCUAGAACAGGUCUCAGCUUACACUGCAUUCCCAUACCAGUAUCCUCCCUCCAGCCCUCGAAUCCUCAGAGCUCAACCUGGAGCAUCUCAGGAACCAAGGAGGAGUGGUCACUAGGACCAUCCCCACACCUACAGGCCUUUGCAGUCACCUGCAAAUGCUUCCAUGAACUCUUACCACUUGACAAGUGUGCCUUUGAGUUCGCAGCUGGGAGUCUUGUGCUACAGUCAGAGCCCAGAGCCAGGGGAUGCUCACCAGUUGGUUGAGCCUUGGGCCAAUAUCUCCCAGAGCUGGAAGCUGCAUCUUAACCGAAGCUCAAACCACUGCUUUUGAUAUGAAGAUGAGAGCGGUUUCUAUUUUAAUAUGUCAACCCAAAUGUUACAAAUGCAUAUUUUAUAACGUUAAAAUGUUGCAUUUUAACCAAAGGGUGAAUCAGGCUUUGAAGUUGAUAUUGUGAAUAUUUACUGUUCUA
Molecule: messenger RNA, 2343 nt
Organism: Phodopus roborovskii (desert hamster)
Lineage: Eukaryota; Metazoa; Chordata; Mammalia; Rodentia; Cricetidae
Gene: Cys1
Product: cystin 1
Exons: 3
Coding region: 52-489 (145 amino acids)
Source: RefSeq, a predicted model, not a curated record